AUGCCACGGAUUUUAUCGGCAACAUCCCGCUCUGGAUGGAAGCAAAAUCCGGCUAUAUGGACGCAAUCAGGAUCCUGCUGGAUGACCAGCGUAUAUCUCCCAACAUUGAAUCAUCCUAUGGAUAACAGCGCUCGGGGCAGCCGCACUCAGAGGUCUGCGGAUAUCAGAAGCUCUCAUGGUUGCACGGCACUCUCGUUUGCCGCUGAGAGAGGAGACGAAGACGCCAUAAGAUGGCUUCUUGCCGGGGGCGAUGUGGAUCCGUUGUCAAAAAUAACGAGGGCAGGACGCCCCUCGAAUAAUGCGUCAAUCGACUUCAGCCCUAAACGGCUGCGCCGGUAUGAACUGUCUGAGGAGAGAAAAGCUGUGAUAGAAAUGUCACAAGCUAUAACAACGCAAGUCAGUAAUAUCUUUAUGAAACACUGA
Messenger RNA from Paracoccidioides brasiliensis Pb18, 423 nucleotides. RefSeq lists its product as uncharacterized. The coding region runs from base 1 to 423 and encodes 140 amino acids. The record is from RefSeq and is a predicted model, not a curated record. The transcript is spliced from 2 exons. Gene Ontology annotation, molecular function: protein binding.